Molecule: messenger RNA, 567 nt
Organism: Peronospora matthiolae
Lineage: Eukaryota; Oomycota; Peronosporomycetes; Peronosporales; Peronosporaceae
Source: the annotation of a GenBank genome assembly
AUGGGAGAUUAUAAGUUGGCCAAGAAAAUUGCAAGGUACCUAUCUGGCACGAAGACAUUGCGACUUUCUAUGAUUGGAAGAGAAGAUGAACCAGAGCUGUUACAAGUGGUUGGGUACAGUGAUGCGGAUUUCGCUGCCGACAAAGGUGACAGAAAAUCUGUCACGGGUGGUUUAAUUACGAUUGAUGGCAUGCCAGUGAGCUGGAUGUGCAAGAAGCAAGGCGGUGUAUCACUUUCGACCAUGGAGGCUGAGUUUACAGCUGCAUCCAUUAUGGCUCGAGAACUUUUGGGCAUUCGCGAACUGUUGCAAGAGUUAGAUUUGAGAUUUGAAGAGCCUAUACCACUGCGAGUGGAUAAUCAAGCGGCUUUGAAACAACUUGACGGUGAGAGAGCUUCGGCUAAGGCCAAACACAUUGAUGUGCGCAUCAAGUUUGUCGGUGAUUUCGCGAAGCGAGGAAUCAUAAAGCCUGAAUAUCGAGAAACUUCGAGUAUGCCUGCGGACAUACUAACGAAGGCAUUGGCUGCACCGAGAUUGGUCGAGAUGCGUCAAGUGAUCGGUUUAAAAUAA